Molecule: messenger RNA, 567 nt
Organism: Rotaria socialis
Lineage: Eukaryota; Metazoa; Rotifera; Eurotatoria; Philodinida; Philodinidae
Source: the annotation of a GenBank genome assembly
AUGGAUUCAUCGUGGAUACCUCCAACACUGGUUUAUAUGCAGCAACAAUUGAUUCGUUAUGUUUGUUCAGCGUGUCUCAUAUUUGGUAUUCCAGGUUGUUUAUUAAACGUUAUACUUUUAUCACAACGACAAGUGCGUGUCACAUCGUGUUGUAAUUUGAUGAGAGAAUUUGAACGAAUCAAGCGAAUUAUAGAUCUCGCAGCUCAACUGUGGACAUAUGAUCAUACUUUAACAUUAGGUGCACUUCUCCAAAAGUGGAUUUGGACAGAUUGGAUAGAAUCUCGAGGGGAUAUCUUUCAUCCUGAAGACACUCAAACUGAGCAACGUUUCAAUGAAGCCAUUAACAAAGCUCAAUUAUUGUCAACAUCUCCUUCAGAACUCACUGAGCUUCAGCAAGACAUCAUUCAGAAAAUUGAAGAACUUUGGCAUCUUGUACCUGAUCAACGUUUUGGACAAUUUCUCUCAAAUUAUGCUUUUGGUCAUUUCAUGAGUCAUCCGCCAAAGAUGAUGCUUCAACAAAAUGAUCAGACUAUUCUUGAAGCAAUGCAAGAAUGUCACAAAGCUUAA